Molecule: messenger RNA, 4941 nt
Organism: Hydra vulgaris (swiftwater hydra)
Lineage: Eukaryota; Metazoa; Cnidaria; Hydrozoa; Anthoathecata; Hydridae
Product: pleckstrin homology-like domain family B member 1
Biological process (GO): microtubule-based movement
Molecular function (GO): ATP binding; microtubule motor activity; microtubule binding
Source: RefSeq, a predicted model, not a curated record
AUAUAGAUUAAUUAGUAAUAUUUAUUAAAAAUGAAAACGGAAAAUUCUCCUGUCAAAGUUUGCGUUUGCGUGUGUCCACUUACAGAAGAUGAUUCAAAUAAUGGAGUCAACGAAGUUGUUUCUGUAGAUAAUCAGGAAGUUAAAAUUUCUCUCGGAACAGACAAAGGAAUUAAAUCUUACGAAAUGGAUUUUGAACCUUUUUAUUUUGGAAAUCUUCAAGGUGUAAAAAAAUCUUCAUUAAAAGAGGCUUGCAGUUGUUUUGGGUCCAUUGUUAUUGGGAAUACAUUUACUGGCUAUAAUACAUCUAUAUUUACUUAUGGAUCUAAAUCAUCAGGAAAGUCUACUAUUAUUUUUGGUUUGAAAAAUGAAAAAGGUCUUAUUUCUACAAUACUUGAAGGUUUAUUUGAAAAAGCUUCAAACUAUAACGAAGAAACUUCAUUCAGAUGUGAAAUAAGUUUCUUUGAAGUUUGUGAUGAUUUAAUAACAGAUCUUAUUUCAAAAAGAUCAAAUGUUAAAUCAAAUGAAGGUUCAGUUAAGUUAAAAGUUCGAGAAGAUCCAGUGAAAGGUCCAUACAUAGAGAAAUUAAGUCGUCAUAUUGUUACUGAUGUAGGCGAAGCACAAAACUUGUUCUCCAGAGGUUUAAAAAGCAGGAAUCGUAUGGCUGCAUUAGAUCCUAGUUCAAAAAAGACUUCUUCUACUAUUUUUAGUAUCACAUUUAUAACGGCUUCCUUAAAAGAUGGUCUUCCGAUGGAAUUAAUUAGCAGAACAAAUAUUAUUGAUGUUGCAAGCGAGGAUGGUUAUCCAAAAUAUACAAAUGGAUUUAAUUCAAAUAUAUUUGGAGAGAAUGAAGCUGAAGAUGAAAAACAAGGACCUUUAGAAACACUGAACGAAGUUAUUAACAAAUUAGCUUCUUAUAAUAUUAAUCCAAUUAAAAGCUAUACAAAUAUGAGUCAAUGUGAGCAGAAGAUUCCUUAUAGAGAUUCAAAUUUAACAUGGUUAAUGAAAGAUGCACUUGGUGGAAAUAGUAAAACAAUUAUGAUUUGCUGCUUGUAUCCGAGUGAAAAGAAUUUACGCGAAACUUUAAACACUUUAAAGUAUGGUAACCUUGCACGUCAUAUUCAAAACAAGCCACAGGUCAAUGAGGAUCAAAAUGUGAAAUUGAUUCGUGAGCUUAAAGAUGAAAUUGAGGCACUGAAAGUUGACAAAAAUGGAGGUAAGAAGAAUCUACAUAAGUUACAGCGAGACCAAGAAUUAAUGAAUAGGUUAACUGGGAUUUGGGAGACAAAAUGGAGUAAAGCUCAGCAAAUGAUUGAGGAUAAAUCUCUUGAUGUCAAAGAUCUUGGUGGGAAAGGUUUAAAACUUGAGACAAAGGAACCCCAUUUUGUUAGUUUAGGGGGAGGCAGAUUAAGUGUAGGAGUCAGCAUUAUUCCAAUAGCUAAAGGUUUUACUCGCGUAGGUAGUGGUGGUGAUAACUCAGAAGUUGAUUUGUUGAUAAGAGGUAAAGGUAUUGCAAGUGUUCAUUGUCUUAUUGAAUACGAUGGUGAGGUGGUAGUCCUUCAUCCUAAAAAUGUUUUGGUGUCUGUAGAUGGGAUGCCAUUAUCAGAACCUACCAGGUUGCCUCAGGGUUGUAUGGUUUGCAUUGGUCAAAAUAAUUAUUUUCGUUUUAACCAUCCUCGUGAAGCAACCAAAAUUAAAGAAAUGUACAGUAAUAGCAGGUUCUCCAUUGUUCCAGAUGACAUUUAUCCAGAUGUACAAUUAGCAAUAGAGCAGAGAAAAAUAGAGAUUCAAGAAAAAGAACGGUUGCAAACUGAAAAUAAACGGCUGCUUGCCUUAGAACAACAAUACAUGGAAUCACUAGAUCGUCUUACUCUUGAGAAAGAUCAACUUGAACAUGAAAAAAAAAAGUUGCAAGUUCUUCAACAACAGCAACAAACUAUUGCUAAUCAGUUAGACGUAAAAAUGACAAUUCAAAUUGAGGAAUUAAAAAUGCAAAAGGAAGAGCUGCAAAGUUUUCAUAUUAAAAAUGAAAAAAUUCGAGCAAAGGAAAGAGAAAUUGAAAUGGCUGCAUUAAAGUUGGAAGAGGAACAAAAUUUGAAGGAACAGCAAAUGAAAAUUGAGCGUGAAGCCUUAUUAAAUCAGCAGGCAACUUUAGAUAAAUUAGAAGAACUCUCAACCGUUAAAAAAUCCUCGUCGUGUCUUCCUAUUGAAUCAUUAGAGGAUGAGAAACGUCGCUUAGCACUCUUAGAAUUGGAUAUUUUGACAGAAGAUCUUGAAUACCAUGAUCAAUUUCAAAAGCAAAAAGAAGAAAUUCAAAAUCAAAAACAGAAACUUGAGGAAAUGGAAAACCAACAUAGAUAUCUUAUUGAUAGUUUAACGUCCGAAAUAUGCAGGCUUCAGAAAGAAAGAGAUGCUGAAUUGGAGAAGAUAAAAAAAGAGAAGGAGCGACUACAAGUUCUUGAAAAAGACCAGAGUCAAGCAUUACUUACAAUAGAACAGGAAAGAAAUAAACUGAUUGAAGCAAGAGACAAAGAAAAGGUCAAGUUUGAUAUUGAACGGGAACAGUUAGAGAAAAGUGAAAUUAAGCGGUUGAGUAAUUUGCAAAAGACAGUGGAAGAUCAACAACGCGAGCGUGAUAUGAUAAUUCGUGAAAAAAUGAAGCUUGCCGAUCUUGAAGAUGCUCAUAAACGCGCCUUAGACGAGCUACAGCAAGAUAUAAUAUCACAACAAGAAAAGCAUGAUCGAGAAAGAAAGCUUGAGUUAGAAUACAUAGAAGCAGAACAACUAAUGUUAGAAGAAUUAGAACAAAAACAGUUUGAAUCAGUAAGGCAAAUAGAACACGAGACCCAAAUAAUUCGUGAUCAAAUAGACAGAGAAAAACUAGAAGAACAGGCACGUUUAAAAGCUACCGAACGUUAUAUUGCAGAAAUUAAAAAAAGACAAGAAAUAACAUUACGGCAAGCUGAGGAAGAGAGAGAAAAAGUUAAACAAAAACGUGAAGAAGAGCAAAUUCAGUUGCAGCAUGAACGUGACAAACUUGCUCAAAUUGAAUUAGAGUAUCAAGAAGUAUCUCAAAAACUUCGAGAGGAACAAGAAAAAUGGCGCUUGCAAUUUGUAAAAGAAAAGGAAGAAAUUGUCAAAGUUCAAAAUGAAUAUGAAGCACAAAUGGCUGCUCCAAAAUCCGCAUUAAAUUCUUUAAAUCACGAUAUACAAAAUUUUCAACCUGAUUGGAUGUCGAGACAGAUUGAAGAAGAAAGGUUACGUUUGUCUGAACUAAAACGGGUAGCUGCUGAAAAAGCAGAAACAGAAUGGAAAGAGGAAAAUAAAAACAUCUACUUUCAUGAAGAUAUCGACAGAAGAAAAAAAGGCUUGGAAACUUUAAAAUCGGAAUUUAAGCAUAAAAGUGAAAUACAAACGAUGUCUAUCCUUGCAGAGAUGGAGGAAAUAGAGAAGCAAGAAACAUUAUUAAAGCAACGCGAACAAGAGUUGAAAAAUUUAAAGAUAGAACGUGAACGUCGCGAAGAACUCGAAAAGAUGCUCUUAAACGAAAAGCAAAAUGAAAUGCUCCUUGAAAAAUCACUUUUAGAAGAAAAAGUGCGAUUAACAACUUUAGAAAAAAGUUUCGCUGAAGAACGAUCUAAACGUGUUGAAGUAGAACGCCGACUACAAGAAGAAGAAGAGAGAAACAAAAACUUGAAUCUCGAUCGAAAAAAGUUAGAUAUACCAAGUAACACGCCAAUGCAAGAAAAUAAUGGCACCCUAAAAAGACGCCUUCCAUCUUAUACACUUUCAGUGAGGUCCGGUCAAUUGGGGAACGACCAAGAGUUAAACCUAUUGCAAUAUUUGACAGAUGCUGGUCAUUCUAUUGAAAAUUCUUUGGAUGUCCGUAUUAACAGGUAUUCGUGUCGUGGUUAUUUGUUAAAAAUGGGACACCGUUUUAACAUAUCUUGGAAAAAGCGUUGGUUCGUUUUCGACCGCAAAUUGAGAGCUUUGUGUUAUUACCAAGAUGAAUGGAAAACAAAAUCCAAAGGAAUUCUUUAUUUUCAAUCGAUUCAAGAAGUUUAUGUAGAUAACGGUGUCAAACGUAGUCCGAAUCCAAAAACUACUUUUUGCAUUCGCACUCCUCAGAGAACUUAUGUUUUAAAUGCUUCUACGCCAAUUGUUAUGAGCAUUUGGAUUGACGUCAUUAUUACAGGAAGAGAAGGCGGACUCAUGUCCAUGACACUUUGAGUUUGGUCCAAAUUUUUUAUAGGUAAAUGCCAUGUUAAUCUAUUAAAAUUUAAUUAAAAACGACUCAAUCUCCGAUUAAAAAUUACAUCGUCAAGAUUAAUGCUCUUGCAUUUAUUAACAACAGUAACUACAACAACAGUAACUACAACAACAGUAACUACAAAUUGAGAUUAUCGCAUUUUUUUUAAUCAGCAACCCCAUCAGAUUAUGUAUUUAUCAGUUUUGGUGAAAGCAAAUGUGAUAAAAAUUUAUCAGUUUUGGUGAAAGCAAUUGCGAUAAAAAUUUAUCGCAUAAAAUACGUUUUAAUGAUAAAUAUUUAUACUAUUGAUUUACCCUUAGAAUUCAGAAUUAUUUAAAAAGAAAAACUAUUUGUAGAAACAAUGACAAAAUAUUUUUAAGCUCUCGCUUUUUGUGAUUAUAGAAACGUUCUGUUAUUUUCAUUAAUAAAUCAAUAGUAAACCAGUUACGGAUUUUCAUUUAUGAACCAAUAGUAAACCAAUAAAGGAUUUUUUUUUGUGUAUAUUCUUAACUUCAUAGGGAAGUUGACUCCUGCUGACUUUUUAUCGACUAUAUUUAUUUAAUUUUUAUACUAUAAUUUUUAUAAUGUUUUUUUUUAUUGCCCAUAUAUAUAUAUAUAUACAUAUAUAAAUGAUAUAUAAACGCAGAUGUUAAAAUUAUGAUGAAGAAUGUUUAAAAUAUUUUUGUUAAUAAAAA